AUGGAUACUGACAAACGCAGCAGCCAGGAACUGUGUCUUCAGGAAGGUUAUACAUGGGUGCCUCCUGGGCUGAACAGUGAACAGAUCUACGACUACAUGAGCUGUUUACCUGGUCAUAAAGUCCCUCGCUUAGCUACGCCAGGCGAAAAGGCGCGAGAAAGACAGCUAAUGCUCCAGCUACCGAAGCAAGAUCUGGCGUUAGCUUACACCAGACAUGUCGAAACACAGUAUCACACAUCGUUCAAGGAUUUCGUAGCUGCCAGGAACGAUAUAGCUUUGGAUAUCGGGAUUAUUAAGCCUCACAUUCCAUAUAAUAUUGAGUGUCGAGGGUGUGAGGGCUACCAUUACCAAAGGCUCGGUGGCAGUAGUGGCACCCAAACUAGGGAGAAGUCUCGUGGCACCCAAGCUGUUUCACCUGUGCCACCUGUAAUGAGCUGUUAGUGGAUCUGGUCUACUGCGUGUGGGGAGGAGACGGUUCACUGCGGCCGACAUUACUAGAA
Homarus americanus (American lobster) is the source of this 500-nucleotide messenger RNA. RefSeq names its product prickle planar cell polarity protein 3-like. Gene Ontology annotation, molecular function: zinc ion binding. NCBI's taxonomy places the organism in Eukaryota, Metazoa, Arthropoda, Malacostraca, Decapoda, Nephropidae. The record is from RefSeq and is a predicted model, not a curated record. The transcript has 3 exons. The coding region runs from base 1 to 441 and encodes 146 amino acids.